Molecule: messenger RNA, 2221 nt
Organism: Syngnathus typhle (broad-nosed pipefish)
Lineage: Eukaryota; Metazoa; Chordata; Actinopteri; Syngnathiformes; Syngnathidae
Gene: uevld
Product: UEV and lactate/malate dehyrogenase domains
Exons: 13
Coding region: 97-1530 (477 amino acids)
Biological process (GO): protein modification process; protein transport; carboxylic acid metabolic process
Molecular function (GO): oxidoreductase activity, acting on the CH-OH group of donors, NAD or NADP as acceptor
Source: RefSeq, a predicted model, not a curated record
UGAUAUUACCUAGCUACUCGGGAAAGUUUGCGGAAGUUUUGCGCAUUCAAGAAGAAGGACCCGAGGUUGAUCGCUCCUAACUUUAGCGUUUCAUAGAUGGACCUCCGGUCGGAGAAAAUACAGCGGGUCAUCUCCAAGUACAAGUUCCACGAUGUUGCUCUUGAGGAGCUGGACAACAUUGAGAACGCCUUCCCUGGGAUGAUCCCUUCUGUCGGCAGAUAUACGUUCAAUGAUGGCUCCCAGAAAGAGCUCCUCAAAUUGAACGGCAACCUUCCAGUCAAGUAUGAAGGACGCUCCUACAACUUCCCCAUCCAGCUGUGGCUGAUAGACUCCUUCCCGGUCACGCCUCCCAUUUGCCUCCUCAGGCCCACGCCGGACAUGAUAAUCAGGGAGGGCAAACACGUAGAUGCCCGAGGACGCAUCCAUUUACCUAUUUUGCACAACUGGGAUCACCCCAAGUCAUCAGUGGUGGCUCUUCUGGAGGAGAUGAUUUGCAAGUUUCAAGAAGAGCCUCCGCUGUCCUCUUCCGUCCCAGGAGAGAAAAAUCCCCAGGAGCUCUUGGCGUUUGUUAAUAAUCUCCGGAUCAAUGAUAGUACCGUCAGACACCAUGAUCAGCCAAGUACCGUCAGACACCACGAUCAGCCGGUCCACAAAGUCUCUGUUGUCGGAGGAGGGGAUUUAGGAAUGGCUGCAGUGAUGAGCAUUUUGGCCAAGUGUAUAGUAGACAAGGUCGUCUUCAUUGACGUUGCCGAGAGUGCCACCAAGGGGGGCAGCACAGACCUGGAGAUAUUCAAGUUGCCAAAGGUCGAGGUGUCCAAAGAUUUGUCUGCCUCCAGGGGUUCCAGGGUCAUUGUGGUGACCGCCAACGCAUGGAGUGGCGAGCAGUCGUAUGUAAGCGUGGUCCAGACCAAUGUCAACUUGUUCAGAGGGAUCAUUCCAACAUUGGCGCAGCUCAACCCCAGCGCUGUCAUGAUCAUCGCUUCUCAGCCAGUGGACGUGAUGACCCACAUUGCAUGGAGGCAGAGCGGGCUGCCACCAACGCAAGUCAUCGGGGCGGGCUGUAAUCUGGACUCUGAGCGUCUUAGUUACAUUCUGAAUAUUUCCUUAAAUGUUCACAAACAGGCCUGGGUCAUUGGAGAGCAUUCGGACAACAAAGUCCCUGUGAUGAGUAACAAUGAGCCGGGCUCCAAAAAGUUGCUGGAAAUCACAGGAUUGGACGCCACCAAACCACUGCUCGGCAGAGCCUUUGAUAUCAUGAAGAAUCAAGGUCAGCGCUCAUGGUCUGUUGGUUUAUCUGUUGCUGACAUCACAAACAGCAUCCUGACGGAUAGGAAAAAAGUCCACUCCAUCACCACUCUUGCCCAGGGCUGGAGCGGAAUAGGGGCAGAGGUAUUUCUCAGCUUGCCGUGCCUCUUGGGGUCAAGCGGGUCCAUGCGUCUGGCUGGUGUCUCACUGGGGAAGGAGGAAGAUUCUAAACUGAAGGAAAGCAUCAAAUCACUCACUAAUCUCAUUGGUCAGUUGAGGAUAUGAAGGGUGGUGAUGUAAUGUUACCGCACUCAUAACUUGAUGGUUAACGAGCAUGUUUGAAUGCAUGGACAGCCUGUCUUUAACCGUCCUGUUUGUUGUAGUGACAUGGAAUGGGAAAGAAAUCACAUAUUUGUACAAAUUCUAUAUUUAUACUAAACAUGGAGAUAUCAGAAAUGUUACAUUUUACAUUAAGCUAUUGCCUUGAGUACAAAGAUAGGAUUUUUCUGUUUGAGGUAAUUUUGAAGGGUUUGUAAGUUUGAUGUGCGUUUUUUUUUUUUUUCCUUCCAACCAUACAAGCAAGUCAGUGGGUAAAGUGCUACCAGGGUAUUUGAUUUUUUAAAUUGAACAGAAUUUGCUCUUUGCACAGCUGGAAUAGAAGUACAUUGUUGGAGUGUAAAAAACUAAAUAAUCAUCCAGGUGUCUGAAUGAGAAGAAGGAAAACAUGCAUAAUUAGUUUUUAGAAAUCUAAUUGCUAUCCAACUAAAAGCACUUUGUACACACCCAAAUUCUCUGUGAAUGUUAAUAGUUGUCGCUGUUUGAUUGGUGACCACCAGUCCAUGUAGUGGUUUGCUAAAUGUCAGCUGAGCCCAGCUUCAGCUUCCUGCAACACUCAACAAGAAGAGCCAUAAAGAAAAUUAAUGAAUGAAACGUUUUCAUUUAUCAGAAGAUGAAAAUAAAAUACAGUUGUAGUACA